AAUGGGAAAUUAAUGUAACCAUGUUGAAAUCAAUGACAAUGAGUUGAAAUCUGUACAAAUUGAAGAUGAUUCUGACUCAUUCUUGGUCUACAAGUUUGAUCCAAAACUCCAUUUUCCUAUUAUAUCUGAUCUUAGAAAGCUUCAAUCUCUUGAUUCAUUAAACAGUACAAAAUCACAAUUUCAUGACACAGUCAAAAAAGUUCCUUUUAAUGUUAAAUUACAUCGCAAAAGAACAUUGAAUUAUGAAAGUAUUCAUGAUUCACAAGCCCAAUCACCAUCAAAUUUAGUGUCUGAAUUUUUUGAAUACCCAAACGGUGUUUAUUAAGGUACAUUAAUUGAUGGGAAAAGAGAAGGAUAUGGUUAGUUUUUUUAUCAUGAUGGAUCAUACUUUAAAGGGAGUUGGAAAAAUGAUAUGGCAAAUGGUUUAGGAAAAAUAAAGUUUUAAGAAGGGGAAUUAUAUGAGGGAGAGUUCAAAAAUGAUUAACAACAUGGUUUUGGAAAGUACAUAUCAAAUUAAUUGAAAUAUGAAGGAUAAUGGAAGGAAAAUCUACCUUCUGGACAGGGAAUUGAGAUUUAUAACAAAUAUUAUAUUUAUGAAGGAGAGUUUUAAAAUGGAUUGAAGCAUGGUAAAGGGAAAAUAUUAUGGUAUAAAGAUGAUUCAAGAUAUGAGGGAGAGUUUGAUGAAAAUUAAAUAAGUGGAUAAGGUAUUUAUUAUUUUGGAGAUGGUGAGAUUUAUGAAGGGGAAUUUAAGGAUGGAAAGAUGCAUGGAUAUGGAAAGUUAGUAUGGCCAAAUGGAAAAAUGUAUGAGGGAAAUUAUUAUAUGGGUAGAAAGCAAGGAUUUGGAAAGUUUACUUCAUCUGAUAAAGAAUAUACUGGAGAAUGGUAUGAUGGAGUGUAUCAUGGAUAUGGUAAAUUAGAAACGAAAGAUAAAGUGAUAGAGGGAUAUUGGGAAAAUGGAGUUUUUUCAAAAUGA
Molecule: messenger RNA, 973 nt
Organism: Paramecium primaurelia
Lineage: Eukaryota; Ciliophora; Oligohymenophorea; Peniculida; Parameciidae
Source: the annotation of a GenBank genome assembly